Molecule: messenger RNA, 1806 nt
Organism: Linnemannia hyalina
Lineage: Eukaryota; Fungi; Mortierellomycota; Mortierellomycetes; Mortierellales; Mortierellaceae
Source: the annotation of a GenBank genome assembly
AUGCUCGCCUACGAACCAUCAGCACCGACGGCGGGCGCUGCUUCACACACAGACCCCGUCUUACACCCGUACCAAGACACCGUCGACUCUUACCCUCAACACUACCAAUUCAACGACAACAACAGCAACAACAACAACAACAGCAACAACGAUAAUGACCCCCGCGAACUCAGCAAUCGCCGUAGAGAAGCCCUGGCCAAGAUCGACAAUGCAGAGUUUGGCUGGUUCCACAUCCGCACCUGUCUCGUCGCUGGAGUCGGUUUCUUCACCGACGCCUACGAUCUCUUUGCUAUCAACCUCGUCACUCCCAUGCUCGGCACCAUCUAUUUCGAAAGCGGAAUCAUGCCCACUGACCUAGACCUCGGCAUUAAAGUCGCUGCCUCCAUUGGUACCUUUAUCGGCCAAAUCGGGUUCGGGCACCUCGCCGAUCGUCUGGGCCGCAAGCGGAUGUACGGUAUCGAGCUCAUGAUCAUUAUUGUCGCAACUCUGGGGCAAGCUCUCUCUGGCGAAGGUCCGGCCUUGUCGUUGCCUGCCGCGUUGAUUGUGUGGAGGUUGAUGGUCGGUGUUGGGAUCGGGGGUGAUUACCCACUCUCGGCAGUCAUCACGUCCGAGUUUGCGACCACCAACCGCCGUGGGGCCAUGAUGGCUGCUGUCUUUGCGAUGCAGGGGUUUGGGUACUUGACCACCGGACUGAUUGCUGUCAUUCUUCUUGCGGCCUUCAAGACGGCGAUUAUUGCAGACCCUUUAAUGUUGGACUAUGUUUGGCGGAUCCUGAUCGGUUUUGGGUGUAUCCCUGCCCUAGUCGCGGUCUAUUUCCGACUGACCAUUCCCGAGACCCCGCGGUAUGUCCUCGAUAUCGAGAACGAUGUCCACCAAGCUGAGAGGGACGUUGCUACAGUCUGCAAGGAGGAUGGUGAUGGUAACCUUAUCAAGGACGACGACGAAGUCAACAAGAAGGUGAUCCUGUCCAACCCGGCGAUUGUCAAGGGCUCCUUCUCGGAUUUCUGUCGGUACUUUUCCAAAUGGGAGAACUUCAAGGUCCUAUUUGGCACGUCGGUGGCCUGGUUUUCACUUGAUGUGGCCUUUUACGGGAUCGGUCUCAACAACUCGUUUAUUCUUUCGUCCAUCAAUUUUUCGUCUUCCACGGGGAACGCCUGGUCGACCAACUGGAACGCGGCCAUCGGUCAGAUUAUCAUUGUCCUCCUCGGAUCCAUUCCGGGCUACUGGGUCACCGUCUUUACGAUCGAGCGUCUGGGUCGGAUCAAGAUUCAGCUCUUGGGAUUCUUCAUGUCUUGCGUCCUCUUCUGCAUUCUCGGUUUCGCCUACGACAAGAUCCGAGCCACCUCCUCGGCGCUGUUCAUUGUCCUUUUCGCGAUGACCCAGUUCUUCCAGAACUUUGGACCCAACUCUACCACGUUUGUGAUCCCGGGUGAGGUGUUCCCAACACGGUACCGAUCGACAGGUCACGGUAUCGCAGCGGGGUCGGGCAAGUUGGGAGCGAUUAUUGCACAGGUGGGCUUUUCGCAGUUGAAGGAUCGUGGUGGAACCAACGCGUUCUUGCCAGAGCUGUUGCAGAUCUUUGCGUUGUUUAUGUUAGUGGGGCUGCUGGUAACGUUCUUGAUCCCCGAGACCAAGGGCAAGACGCUGGAAGAGUUGUCGAACGAGGUUGAUGAUGAUUGUAAUGCGGGAGGUCAGCAUCAUCAUGGGUAUCAGGAUGGGAGCAAUGGUAGUGGGGAUUUUUUGAAUAGUCCUCACGUUGAUCGCAACAACAACAACAACAACAACAAUGUGGACGCCGAGAAGUAG